Oryza sativa Japonica Group (Japanese rice) is the source of this 1661-nucleotide messenger RNA. RefSeq lists its product as uncharacterized. NCBI's taxonomy places the organism in Eukaryota, Viridiplantae, Streptophyta, Magnoliopsida, Poales, Poaceae. The record is from RefSeq and is a predicted model, not a curated record.
GAGAGAGCGCAACGGCCUCCUCGCACCAAAUCCGCCGUCUCUGCGGCUCCUCUCCUUCUCCUCCUGCAAUCCAACCGCCCUCAAAAAUACUUGCAACCCCCACUCAUCGUCUCCCCUCCCCGUCUCCACGCCAUGUCGUCGUCGUGGUUCCACUCCUCCUCCUCCUCCUCCUCCUCCUCCUCCACCCACCACCACCACCGCCACGUCGUCCACCACGCGUCGACCUACUUCGACGGCGACGACGACGAGGGCGACGUCAAGCCGGCGGUGACGCAGCACUGGCGUUACGACGCCCGCGCUGCGGCCUCCUACGGCGGCGGCGAGGAUGUGAAGCCGGCGGUGGUGGUGAAGCAGCCGCCGCUGCCUCGCCCGAGAGUGGGAAGGGGUGUCCACGACCGCGCGGAGGAGACCACGGCGCUCUCGUGGCCGGUGGUGGAGCCCUUCAGGUCCACGCUCCGCACGCAGGAGUCGCUCGCCGGGAUCCGCGCCAGGUACAGCGUCCCCGAGGGGUUCGGCCUGCACCCCGCCGGGGCCAACCAGACCGCGUGCGCGCCGCCUCCGGUGACUCCGCGUGGCGGGCGCGGGGGUGGCGCGGCGGCGGCGGCGGUGCCGAUCUGCGUGUACGCGCAGGCGUUCGCGGCGGGGAUGCGCCUGCCGCUGCACCCGUUCGUCAGCGACGCGCUGGCCCACUUCGGCAUCGCGCCGUCGCAGCUGGCGCCCAACGGGUGGCGCGUCCUGGCCGGGUUCGCCGUGCUCUGCCACUUCCGCGGCGUCGGCGCGCCGUCGCUCCCGGUGUUCCGCCACUUCUUCACCCUGGCGCCGCUGCCCAAGGGGAAGGGGUGGUACUCCUUCCGCGCCAGGGAGAGCGUCCCCGCGCUGUUCACGGGCCUCCCGUCCUCCGUCAAGGCGUGGAAGGAGGAGUUCCUCUUCGUCUCGCCGCCGCCCGCCGCGCCGUGGCGCUGCCCCGUGCGCUGGGGAACCCCGUCCAAGGAGGCCACGAGCGACCCGGCGCUCACCGAGAGGGAGGCCGCCGUGGCGCGGCGGCUCACGCAGGGCCAAGGCGUCGUCGACCUCAAGACCUACCUCUCGGAGAGCAACCUCGUCGCCGCCAAGAUCAGCAGCGCCCCGGCAUGUCUGGGAGGGACGGAAGCUUCACGGGGUUCGUCGGUGGCGGCCGGGAAGAAGAGGAAGGUGCUGGGCGAUGGCGUCAGCACCGGCGGUGGCGUGCUUCGGUCAGAGCUGCAGGCGAAGGACAAGGCUCUGGCCAAGGCGCAGGGAGAGAUCAGCCGCCUGAAGGCGCAGCUGGGGAGCGCCAAGGCGAGGGAGCUGGAGGAGGCGAGGCAGGCGUUGGAGUACGAGCGGAAGCUGGGGACGCAGGUGCUCAAGUCUGAUGGCGCCGCCGCCGGGGCCAGCAAGCGUCGCCGUGGCGGCCAGUGAUCCACGUUCCGCCGCUGAACGCCGCCGGCCAGCGAUUCGGUGAUGUGCUAGGUAUUUACUAGUACUACUACUACUUGCCAGGAUAAUGAGUAGCUUUGCGGAGUAGUGUUUUAGCAAGGACCUUUCAUGUUUCUUCAUAAUCAGCAUCAGCUGUGACAGACAGUGCUGAUCUUGGUUGGUAUCAUUUCGCAACAAACUGCUAAUGGAAAAUCUGUUCACAGACA